GCCUCCCCCACUCUGUGGAGCUGUUCCUGCUGCUGGCGAUUACGUUGCCAAACCUGGAGAUAAAGUUGCCGCACGUGUUAAAGCUUUAGAAGGUGAUGAGCAAUGGAUUUUAGCCGAGGUGGUCAGUUACAGCCAUGCUGCUAACAAGUAUGAAGUGGAUGACAUUGAUGAGGAAGGAAAAGAACGUCACACCUUGAGCCGUCGUCGGAUUAUUCCUCUUCCCCAAUGGAAAACCAACCCGGAAACAGAUCCUGAAGCUUUAUUCCAUAAAGAUCAACUGGUUUUAGCUCUUUACCCACAAACCACUUGUUUUUAUCGGGCUCUGAUUCAUGCGCCGCCGCAGAGG
Messenger RNA from Acanthisitta chloris (rifleman), 346 nucleotides. RefSeq names its product coiled-coil domain containing 101 (gene SGF29). The annotation marks the transcript as partial. The transcript is spliced from 3 exons. NCBI's taxonomy places the organism in Eukaryota, Metazoa, Chordata, Aves, Passeriformes, Acanthisittidae. The record is from RefSeq and is a predicted model, not a curated record. Gene Ontology annotation, cellular component: SAGA complex.